This is a messenger RNA of Symbiodinium sp. CCMP2592, 1452 nucleotides long. NCBI's taxonomy places the organism in Eukaryota, Dinophyceae, Suessiales, Symbiodiniaceae. The record is from the annotation of a GenBank genome assembly.
AUGUUCCAAGUUCUGGAAGAUGACGACCGUUUUGCCAGCAUCUUGGUUACAGGGCUGUUCCUCAAGCUUAUCUCCCCCACAUUGGUGGCCUUUGUUCGAAUGGCCUGGGCAUCCGCAGACCCCGUCAUCAUCCAGACGCACGUCGAUAUGGUCUGUGAGAAGAAUGCAGACUCCCUGCACGACUUCGAGAAGCAAGGCAUCCUGGCCGAGCUGGUAGCGGGCUGGAUCCUUGCUCGCAACACUACGCUGGGCGCAGACAAUGGGCUGGGGGUCGCCACCGCCAUGGCACUGUUUGGUCCCAUACCAAGCCCAGCGCCAGCGCUGGUGCUGGUCUUCACAGUCAAGGAGGAAGUCUCCUUAGACGGCGCGCGGGCAUUGUCCCCGAGCGUCCUGCCGAGACGUUGGCUGCUAAAUCUGGACAGCGAGGAGUAUGGGAUCCUUUACAUCGGCAGUGCCGGCGGCGCCACGGAUAUCCUGCGGUCCAAGGUGAUGCGGGUUCCGCUGAGCGCUGGUCUCGAGCCGUAUGACCUCAUCGUCGAUGGCCUUGCCGGGGGACACUCAGGUGCCGACAUCCAUCUGGGACACAAGAACGCUUUGAAAGUCGCUGCGGAGGUGGUGGCGAAGCUCUUCCAGAUAGAGCUCUCUGCGCAGCUGAUCGACUUUGCCGGUGGAGACAAGGACAAUGCCAUCCCAAGGCUGGCCUUCGUCCGCUUGGGCCUGCCAAGUGAGAAGGUGAAGCUUCUGGAGGAGUCCCUGCGGAGCUUUGAGUCAGAGAUCCGCGGAGAACUGACAGAGGCGGACAAAGACUUCCGCAUCUCCCUGAAGUCGCCGGGUGCCGUGGAGUGGCCCGAGGCAUUGCACGAGGCGACGCGGGGCGCUCUGCAGCAGCUGCUGGAAGCCAUCCCGCACGGCCCACUAAGGUCCUCGGAGCAGGUCCCCGGGCUGGUGGAGACCUCCAACAACUUGGCGAAAGUGAGUAUCGCUGGCGAUACAGUCAGCGUCACGCACUUUGCGCGCUCGGCCGUGGACGCGCAGCUCGCGGAGUUCCGCAAGAAGAUGAAGGACCUCGCGGAUUCCACAGGCUUCCAAGUCGACUACGGAGUGCAGCUACCAGGGUGGGCGCCCAACGCCAAGUCUCGUCUCUUGGAGCUCUCCAAGGAGGUGUUCGUGGAGCUGGAAGGCAGGACACCUGAGGAAUCGGGUGACGUCACCCUCGGCUUCCUUCCUGGCAUUUUGAGUCUUGCUGUGGCAGCCAUCCAUGCUGGUCUCGAAUGCGGUGUCUUUGCAGAAAAACUCCAAGGGAUCGACAUGAUCUCUUUUGGGCCCGAUAUACAAGGCGCACACGCUCCCGGUGAGAAAGUGGAGGUCAGCUCCGUGGCAAGGAACUGGGAGCUGCUUCUUGGGCUGUUGGCACGCCUCGCCCAAGAGCCGCCCCAGCGUGCCGAGCUGUGA